UAAAGGAAAAAUUAAAUAAAUGCUCCCGCAAACGACGCCGUUCCAUCACCCUUAAGACAUGACAUGAAACGUGAAAUCUGAAUCUCUCUUUUCGCUGUCCGAAUCCGACAGAUAGACAGAGGAGAGAGAGAGAGAGAGAGAGAGAGAGAGAGAGGCGCGAAACACAGAGAGAGAAAGAGGAGGAGAAGAAGGACGAUCCAAGAAGAGAGGAUGGAAGAUUCUUCGAACGCGAAAUCUAACAACCAAUGCCCACCGCCGCAGCAGCCGCUAGCCACCAACCCAUCUCCGACGCCGUUCAGAGGACCGUACCACCGGCGAGCUCACUCCGAGGUUCAAUUCCGUCUCCCCGAAGAUCUAGAUCUCUCGGAACCGUUCGGAGGGUUCGAGGAGCUUGGAUCCGAAGACGACAUCUUCUGCACGUACAUGGACAUCGAGAAACUCGGAUCCGGAUCCGAUUCGGCUCCGAGGUCCGAUAACCCGUUUUCCGGUGAGAAUGUAGGAGGAGGAGAGGAAGGUGGGAGUUCGAGUAGGACUAGGCACAGGCACAGCCUCUCCGUUGACGGUGGGUCUUCGAGUCUGGAGUCGAUCGAGGCUAAGAAAGCAAUGGCUCCUGAUAAACUCGCUGAGCUUUGGGUCGUUGAUCCCAAGAGAGCUAAAAGGAUAAUAGCUAAUCGACAGUCUGCUGCUCGUUCAAAAGAGAGGAAGGCUCGGUAUAUUAUGGAGCUCGAGAGGAAAGUUCAGACCUUGCAAACUGAAGCUACUACCCUCUCUGCACAACUCUCCUUGUUCCAGAGAGACACAACCGGUUUGUCAUCCGAGAAUACCGAGCUCAAGCUUCGUCUACAAGUCAUGGAACAACAAGCCAAGUUGCGAGAUGCACUAAACGACCAGCUGAAAAAGGAAGUCGAGAGGCUGAAAUUCGCAACGGGAGAAGCCUCACACACUGAUGCUUAUAACCUCGGGAUGGCGCACAUGCAGUACGCUCAACAUCAACCACAACAGCAAUCCUUCUUUCAACAACAACAUCAUCAUCAUCAGCAACAAACCGAUGCUCAAAACCUGCAACAGAUGACUCAUCAGUUUCAUCUCUUCCAGCCCAACAACAACAACAACAACAACCAAAACCCAAACGUUACUUCUGCAGCCACUCGCCAAAACCCUCAGCUUAUGCAUCAGGCUGGUUCUAAUCCCUCGGCUCAGUCUCAUUCCUUUGCAGAGGCAAUGCAUGAAGACCCUCUUGGACGGUUACAGGGGCUUGACAUUAGCAGCUGUGGACGAGGCUCAAGCUUUGGUAGGUCUGACGCAGUCAGUGAAAGCAGCAGCACCAUGUGAGGCUGCCUAAUGCAGACUCCAGCUUUGUCGAUAAAACCUAUUCUUUUGCUCUCCAUUGGAGUCUUUAGCUAUAAAUGGUAACAUCUUUGUGACCGUCUGAUUCAUUUUUUUUUAAUUCUGUAAAACAUUUUUUUUAUGUGUUGGGGUUUCAACAUAGAGACCACAGGUGUUUAAACUUUUUUUUUCAUUACAUCUUGUUCUUCCGUGGUAGCUAUCAAAGCCGAACCAGAUGUUUUUAUGUAUAUUUAUGUGUUCUUGCUUCUCCUAGUUCCUUCUUCAAUCAUCCCUGUAAACAAUGGUUGUAUUUGGAUUUGGCUUUGCCUUUGCCUUAAAACCAGACAAGAAUUGUUUUUC
Messenger RNA from Raphanus sativus (radish), 1686 nucleotides. Its product is annotated as bZIP transcription factor 18. The transcript has 4 exons. NCBI's taxonomy places the organism in Eukaryota, Viridiplantae, Streptophyta, Magnoliopsida, Brassicales, Brassicaceae. The record is from RefSeq and is a predicted model, not a curated record. Bases 211 to 1332 code for a protein of 373 amino acids. Gene Ontology annotation, molecular function: DNA-binding transcription factor activity. Gene Ontology annotation, cellular component: nucleus. Gene Ontology annotation, biological process: regulation of DNA-templated transcription.